AUGGAUGCUCAGCUUCCCCCCGAAGCUCAAUACGGAUCUCUCCCGUUUGAUGUGUUUGUCCUUAAACAUUGGGAACAUGAACUGUCCCAUGAUCAAGAUGGUCAGCAAUGGGAGAGCCUAGUGCAUAGAUACUGGAGACUGAUUCCCCCAGAGCGAUUUUGGAAACCAGUUUUUGUCCGGACAUGUUAUAGAGAGGAUCUAAACGAGGCAUACGAAAUGCUCAUCGACCGGGACGCAAUUGCAGAAUACGGAGAGCUGAAUGAUCGGACACUGUACGAUGGAUCUAGUUUGUCUCAAGUACUGCAGCGCAUCCCACUUCUAGUGGACACACAACCAAUGAGUGUAAUUGAAGACGCUGAGGAUUGGAACUGGAGGCACAAGCAGACCGCCGCCCCCCCCCCAACUGACGAGCUAUCAGAAGAUCCCUUGGGAAGGGCAGGUAGGAAUGAUUGGACACUUCUUUUCAUGGCGGAUGAGGAGGCUUUAUUGGAGGGCCUUGUCAAGAUCAAGUGGAUAGGGCUUCGUGGGCAAUGCAUAUGGGAGAACAAGAUUCACCCAAACGCUCUACAAACCUUUGGUGCAAUACUGUCUGAUGGUCAGGGCUUGCAAGAGCUCGUCGAGGACCGCCUUGGACCGGGCGAACACCUCAGAAUGGCGGUACUUUAUGUGAAUUCCGAAUGGCCUGUGUCCACCCUAGAACAAAUUAGAUCAAGAUUUCUGUUGCAGCAUGGUCAUCAUUUUGUAACAAGCAACGCGUUGUGA
Trichoderma asperellum CBS 433.97 is the source of this 762-nucleotide messenger RNA. NCBI's taxonomy places the organism in Eukaryota, Fungi, Ascomycota, Sordariomycetes, Hypocreales, Hypocreaceae. The record is from RefSeq and is a predicted model, not a curated record.